Molecule: messenger RNA, 3342 nt
Organism: Zonotrichia leucophrys gambelii
Lineage: Eukaryota; Metazoa; Chordata; Aves; Passeriformes; Passerellidae
Gene: ARMC5
Product: armadillo repeat containing 5
Exons: 9
Coding region: 136-3342 (1068 amino acids)
Biological process (GO): anatomical structure morphogenesis
Cellular component (GO): cytosol
Molecular function (GO): protein binding
Source: RefSeq, a predicted model, not a curated record
UCUCUGUGCCCCCUCCCCGCCGUUCCCCCCUCCCCGCUCUCCCUUUCCGCCCGUUCCGCCCCUCACCGUUCCCCUCUCCCCCCGCUCUAUUUUUUUCCCCGUUUUCUCCCGUUUUUCCCCCAUUUCUUCCCCACCAUGUCCGAGUCCCUGGGCUGGUGCGUGGAGGCCGUGCGGGCCGCGGCCGAGCCGUCGCUGUCUCGGGCGCUGCUGGCGCUGCGGGCCCGGCACACGCGGCGGGCCGGGGGCCCCGCGCGGUUCCGGGAGCGAGGGGGGCUCGGGCCGCUGCUGGAGCUGGUGGGGCCCGAGAGGCCCCGGAGGGUGCUGGAGCUGGCGCUGAGCGUGCUCGGGAACUGCUGCACCGAGCCCGGCUGCCGGCGCCAGGCGCGGAGCCUCGGAGGGGUGCCGCGGCUGGUGUCCAUCCUGUCCGUGCCCGGUGUCCCCGAGAGCGUUGGCAACCGCGUCGCCCGGACCUUGGCCAACCUGGCCCUGGAGCCCGAUGGGGCACGAGAUGUGCUGGAGGCCGGCGCCGCUCCGCUCCUCAUCACCCUCACCACCACCUGCAGCACCCAUGGGUGCCUCCUCAGCGCCGCCCGCUCCCUCCGCAUCCUCAGCACCCCCUGCCCACCCCUCCUAUCCCUCGCUGACCGCGUCCGAGCGGCCGCAGCGCUCUCCGGCCGCUUGACCACCCUGUCCCCCACUGACCCCACAUGUCCAGCACUGACCAGAGCCCUCCACACCCUGCUGGUCACUCCAGGCUCAUCCAGCGUGGCUCAAGCGGUCACUGCGGCCAUUCCUGUGCUGGUCACUCUGGCCGGACGGCCUGGGCUGGACAUUGGGGGUUCGGCCAUGGCGGCGUUGGCAGCGCUGAGUGGACAGGGGGGGCUGCGGCCGCAAUUGGGGGCGGCCGGAGCGGUGGAGGCGGCGAUAGGGGCGGUGAGGAGGGGGCUGGGGAUGGGAAAUGGGGAGGGGGAGGUGGGGGAGUGGGGGUCCCAAAUUGGGGGUGGAGGUCCCAAAUUGGGUGAGGGUCCCAAAUUGGGGGGUGGGAGUCUCAAAUUGAGAGGGGGUCACAAAUUGGGUGGGGGGUCUCAAAUUAAGGGUGGGGGUCCCAAAUUGGGUGGGGGUCCCCAUUUGAAUGGGGGUCCCCAAUUUGGGUCUGGGGGUCCUAAAUUAGGUGAAACCCCCAAAUUUAAGGGUGGGGGUCCCCAAUUUGGGUCUGGGGGUCCCAAAUCCAGGACCAAGGAUCCCAAAUUUGGGUCUGGGGGUUCCCAAUUUGAGUCUGGGGUCUCCACCCCCCAAUUUGAGUCUGGGGGUCCUGAAUCAGACAAAACCCCCAAAUUUGGGUCUGGGGGUUCCCAAUUGAAAUCUCAGGGUUCCCAAUUUGAGUCUGGGGUCUCCUGUCCCCAAUUUGAGUCUGGGGUCUGCAGCCCCCAAUUCGGGUCUGGGGUCUCCUCUCCUCAAUUUGGGUCUGGGGGUUCCCAAUUUGAAUCUAAGCGUUCCCCAUUUGAGUCUGGGGGUUCCCGAUUUGGGUCUGGGGUCUCCUCUCCCCAAUUUGAGUCUGGGGUCUCCUCCCCCCAAUUUGAGUCUGGGGGUCCCAAAUCAGACAAAACCCCCAAAAUUGGGUCUGGGGGUUCCCGAUUUGGGUCUGGGGUCCGCAGCGCGCAGUUCGAGGCGGGCGCGCAUGCGCUGUGCCUGCUGUGUCGCGAGGCCGUCAACCGAGGGCGCGUGCGCCGCUCGGGCGGGCUGCCCGCGCUGCUGGCGCUGCUGCGCGAGCCGCGCUCCUCCCCGCGCAUGCGCCGCGCCGCCCUGCUGGCCCUCAGCGCCUUCGCCUGGGACCCGCCCGCCCUGCGGGUGAUUGACAGGCGGGGGGCGGUGCCGCUGCUGGCGCGCGCCCUGCGCGCUGGCCCCGCCCCCAAUCGCGCCGGGGGGGGGCGGCAGGAGGAGGAGGAGGAGGAGGAGGAAGAGAGAGAGGAGAGAGAGGCGGCGUCGGCGGAUUGGCCGCGGGAAUUGGGGCUGGGGGCUGCCAAAGAGGCGGCGGCGGGCAGCUACAGGGGGCUCAGAACCUGGCUCAGCAGCACCGGGGUUGAGCCCCGCCCCCCUUCACCGCUGGCCACGCCCCCUAGCCCCGCCCCCUUAGCAGAACCCCGCCCCUCAAAGCCCCGCCCUCCCUCGCUGCUCUCAUUGGCUCUCCCCCCAAUCCCCGCCCUCCUAACGGAGCCCCGCCCCCCGGAGGCUCCAGCCUUGCUCCUAUUGGAGCGUUUGGCGCUUCCGCCCCGCCCCUCCCCGGCUCUCCCCUCCCCUCCGGUGCUCGCCGCCAUCUUGGCUUACCUGACGGGGGCUCCGCGCCCCUCCCCCCGCGCCCCCCGCUUGCUGCAGCUUUUGGUGCAAAAUCCGCAAAUUUUGGGGCUCCUGGUUCGGGGGUUCGGCCCCUCCCUCAUCCACUGCUGGCUCGUGCUGGGGGUGCGGCCCCAAACGUGGGCGGGGGGCGCGGGGAGAGACCCCGGCCCCGAAAUGGCGCCCGAGAGGAGGGAGAGGCUGAGGGAGCUCGGUGAGGCCCUGCUGCGCAGCCUGGCGGCCACAGCCGAGUCUCCAUUUGGGGUGGGGGUCCUGACCCACGGCCUGAGGUGUGGGAGCCCCCCGGCCCGGCUGGCCUGUGCUGCUGCCCUGCCCCUGCUGGCACGGCCGGGCUCCCCGCUGUGGCCCCUCCUCUGGGGUGGGGGCGGGGCGAUGCCGCUGCUGCUCGGAGCCGCCAUUGGUGCAGCGCGCGGAGAGGGCGGGGCCAACGGAGGGGGCGGGGCCAACGGAGUGGGCGGGGCCAAAGGAGGGGGCGGAGCCAAAGGAGGGGGCGGGGCCAUCCCUCCCCCCUCAGCCCUGGCUCUGUUUGCGGCCGCCGCCAUUGGAAAGGUGAGCGGCCAUGGGGACACCAAGGACAAUUUUGGGGACACCAAGGACACUUUUGGGGACAUCAAAAAUGGAUUUGGGGACAUCGAGGACACCCCUGAGGACAUCAAGGACACCAUUGGGGACAUUGGGGACACCUUUGGGGACAUUGGGGACACUUUUGGGGGGCUCUCACCUGGCCCCAAAUGGCCCCAGGUGACCCCAAAAGUCCCCAAACGUCCCCCAAUGUCCCCAAAUGUCCCCAAGUGCUGUUUGUCAUUGUCACCGCCCCCUUGCAAACGGCUCCGGAUGUCGCCAAAUCCUGCGGAAAUGGCCCCAAAUCCUGACCAGGUGUCCCCAACCCUCCCAAAUUCCCAUCCCCAAAUGUCUCCAAUGUCCCCAAAUCCCUCCCAAAUGUCCCCAAACCUCCAUAAUCUCCCUAAUUCCGCCACCAACCCCAGGUGA